AUGGCGCCACACACGACAUUGCUUCUGUGCACCACACUGGCUCUCCUAGGAUAUGCCACGUGGGUGCACAUAAGAUACCGUUUGGACUGCCGCCAAUUCGCACGAGCGCACGGAUGCAAGCCCACACCAAAGUCCUACGGCACGAGCAUAAUUCUCGGUCUCGACACCCUGCCAGACCUCAUUCGUGCCAUACGACAGCAUCGCUUACUUGACCUCGGCUGCGAGGUUUUCGAGCGAUACGGACACACGUUCAGUGCGACCGAGCUCGGGCGACAUCACAUUGUCACGAUAGACCCUGACAACAUCAAGACGGUUCUCUCCUUGCAGUUCAAAGACUAUGCCGUGGGGUAUCGUCUGGACGCUUUCCGACCUCUUCUCGGAGAGAGCAUCUUCGACACGGACGGCGAGGCUUGGGCGAGAUCCCGCACUUUGAUACGGCCCAGCUUCGCUCGAGAUCAGAUUGCAGAUCUGGCUUCGUUGGAGUCCUUGUUCCAGGACCUCUUGGCGCUUUUACCGCGGGAUGGAAAAACAGUCGUGGACCUGCAGCCUCUGUUUUAUCGCUACACGCUUGACUCUGCGUGUGACUUUCUCUUCGGUCGUUCUGCUUGUACCCUGAGAGGCGAGCACUCCGGAACUGACUUCGAAAGCGCUUUCGAGUAUGCAAAGCAGGCGAUGUUGGUGCGAGGAACGAUUGGACGACUGGGCAUGCUCUACCGUGAUCGCAAAGCAGAGAAAGCGUAUCGUACCUGUCGAGACUUCGCAGGCCAAUUCGUUGAUGAGGCAAUACGUAAGGCCAGCGGAUCUGGAACAACAGCAGAACAUGACUCUUCAAAGCGGAUCUUCUCCCACGAGCUGGCGGUCCGCACGACUAGCCGGAAAGUCGUCCUGGACGAAUGCAUGAGCUUGUUACUCGCCGGGCGAGAUACGACUGCCAGUCUCCUUGGGAAUCUGUUCUUCAUGUUGGCCAAGAAUCCAGCCAUCUGGGACAAAAUUCGAGAAGAGGUUGCUUUCCUGGACGGUCGACCCCCAAGCUACGAUGAGCUCCGGCAGCUGAGAUAUGUUCAACGCUGCGUGAACGAAUUCAUUCCUCGCAACGAGCGACAGGCAGUCCGUCACACGGUCCUGCCCAACGGCGGCGGUAUCGAUGGUAGCUCGCCAGUUUUCGUUGCGAAGGGACGUGUCGUCGCAUGGAACAUACACGCUAUGCAUAGCCGCAAAGACAUAUACGGGCCUGACGCUGAUGAGUUUCGCCCAGAGCGUUGGGAGAACGAAGAGCUCAGACCUCAGUGGGCGUAUCUACCUUUCAACGGUGGACCUCGCAUUUGUAUAGGACAGCAGUAUGCCCUCACCGAAGCUGGGUAUGUUCUCGUCCGAAUGGCGCAAGAGUUCUCGGUUCUGAAGAGCGAAGAUGAUGGGCCGUGGGUGGAGAGUCUUGCGAUCACUGUAUUUCCUCGGAAUGGCGUGAAGGUGUCGCUGACGCCUGCUUGAGCGGACUUGCGUGUUCGAAUCUCCACUCGAUCAGAUCUACACUCACUCGUACAGAGCUGAAUGCGUAGGUUGCGGAUAAGGAUCAUAACUGAACCUUUCACACGUCGACAGGGCGGUGUAUGACGUGAUUGACGCUCCAGAUCGACCAGCUGCAAGGAACUCGAGUACUCGAAUCGGAUACUCGCAUGCCCUACCUCCAUGGCUCCGCUCAAACCGCACCACUCGACUC
Zymoseptoria tritici IPO323 is the source of this 1717-nucleotide messenger RNA. RefSeq names its product putative P450 monooxygenase (gene CYP-28). Gene Ontology annotation, molecular function: oxidoreductase activity, acting on paired donors, with incorporation or reduction of molecular oxygen, reduced flavin or flavoprotein as one donor, and incorporation of one atom of oxygen; iron ion binding; heme binding. Lineage: Eukaryota; Fungi; Ascomycota; Dothideomycetes; Mycosphaerellales; Mycosphaerellaceae. Bases 1 to 1488 code for a protein of 495 amino acids. The transcript has 2 exons. The record is from RefSeq and is a predicted model, not a curated record.